ACUUCACCAGCUUGGAGCCGGCGGCGUAUCAACCUCUGUGGUUGGUCAUUUGCAUCCGCGCGUGCAGCAGGGUGCUUUGGGUGUGGCGGUCGGGGGAGCCCUGCAGCACUUGGCUGUUUUUUUGGGGUGUGGCUCGUCCUCGUGCCCUUGUUGCCUGGUGCCUGGUUGCCUGGCGCCCGCCCUGCUGUGAUGCCCUGCUUGGCAGCGGACCGCACCCCUGCAGGUGGGGGCAAUGCUGCCAGCCCGUUCUUCAGCCCCGGGCUGCAGCUCCACCUUGCCCUGUCCACGCAUAGCGUGGCGCACGGCGUGCAGGACCUGACGACGCAGCCUCAGGGCCCCAGCCUGCCUACCUACCCAGUCCUUCUGGUGGGUGCCACCACGGGGCUCCCAGAGGGCGAGCAGCUGUCCUCAGCUGGCGUCCGGGAAGUGACCAGCGCUGCCUUGUCAGUGCUGGACACCCUGUGCAGGCAGGGCAACCAGCCGCAGCUCUUGCAGGGCCACUCUCUGCACAGCACAGGCCGCCCCUCCCGCACGUUUGCGGGGCUGGCCUUCAGCCGGCGCGCGACCAGCGCCAGCAAAGCAGCCUUCACAGCGGAGCUCAUGCGCAGGUCACCGCUGGCGGUACCGCUCCAGCGCGGUCAGGCUGUCCUCACGGUUCACGUGCCGGUGGACACCCGGCCCAUCAUUCCGGGCACCUACACCGUCACGGUCAAGAUGGCGGGCGGCUAUCCCACCACCUCGGACCCCUCUAACCUGGCGUGUGCUUAUGUGGUCUCAGAGCAGUGCGCCAAAUCGGUGGGCCCCAAGGGGGAGCCCCAGGCCCCCGCAGGCCAGGGCAUCACCAACCACAUCUUUGCCUGUGUGCGGGGCCCCAUCUGGGACCCGCAGCUCUCUCACCUGCACUGUGCCAAGUUUGAGAUGCCUGGUGAGGAGCCCAUGCAGGUGGAGGUCCGUGGCGCCCCCCAGGCGGCUGGGACGGCCACGACAGCUGCGGCAGGCAGCCCUGCUCCGGCUGCAGCCGGGGUCGCCGACCUGGGUGUCAACACCUUGGGUGGGGUGAGGCCCGCGGCUGCCAUGGCGACCGCAGCGGACAUCGUUGACCACGUGGGGGACGUGCAGAUGCAGGAGGCAGCGGGUUUGGGUGACGCGGCGGCUGCAGCUGGUGGUGCCAGCGGGCCACACAGCGGGGCCCCGCCCCCGCUGCCAGUUCUGGUGGCGGGGGGAAGCAACCGUGCUGCUGCGGCUGCACUGCGGGCCGCGCUGCAGCAGCAGCCCUCUUCGCAGCAGCGGGUGGCAGCGGGAGGGCUUAGCGGGGUCCAGCCGGCGACAGGUGUGGGGGGGCCGCCGGCGGCCAGGCCUCGCCCUGCCGGUGCUGGGCCGGCUGGCGUGCAGCAGCAGCAUAGUGGCGCUCCCGCGCCACAGCCGCCCUUGGAUCAGCGGGCAGCCGCCGGGCAGGAUCAGGAGCAGACCGCUGGGAUGCGGCGGUACUUGGCCGCGCUGGCGGACCUCAAUCUCCAGCGGCAACGGCGGUUACAGCAACAGCAGCAGCAGGAGCUGCAGCGCCAGGGGCAGUCGCCCAGGCCCCGGACCGGCUCCCAGAUGCAGGAGGCGGCGGGUGUGGGUGACGCAGCGGCUGCCGCUGGUGGCGCCAGCGGACCACCCGCCGUGGCCUCGCCCUCGCUGCCAGCUCUGGUGGCGGGGGGAAGCACCCGUGCUGCUACGGCUCCCCGGAGGGCCGAGCGGCAGCAGCCGCCCUCUUCACAGCAGCGGGUGGCAGCGGGAGGGCUUAGCGGGGGGCAGCCGUCGGCAGGCGUGGGGGGGCCGCCGGCGGCCAGGCGUCGCACUGCCGAUGCUGGGCCGGCUGGCAUGCAGCAGCAGCCCAGUGGGGCUCCCGCGGCACAGCCGCCCUUUGAUCAGCGGGCAGCCGCCAGGCAGGAUCAGGAGCUGGCAGCUGCGAUGCAGCGGUACUUGGCAUACAAGGCGGACCUCCAUCUCCAGCAGCAACGGCGGGUACAGCAACAGCAGCAGCAGGAGCUGCAGCACCAGGUGCAGCCGCCCAGGCCCCGGACCGGCUCCCGGUUUGGGGUCCUGGCCACGCUGGGGGGACAGGACGGGGCAGGUGAUGGCGCUGCCACGGUGGCGUCCGGGCGUGGGCGACGGGUGCAACCAGCCGCGCACGCACCGCCGCCGCCGCCGCAGCUCCAGCCCCGCUCCAAAGGGCGCUGUGGCCCCGCCCAGCUCCCGCAACAGAGGGCAGGGCGCUUGGGCGGCGGGCUGCCUCCCCCACAGGACGGUGCUAGCUCGCCGCCGCACGUGCCCACUGGGCGGCUGGCCGGGGGACAGCAGGCUGGUGGGGACAGCGGGUCGGGGCGCCAGGGGGGAGGAGCGGGGCGGGCAGUGCCCCAGCCGCCGCCCCAGGCAGGGCCGCCACUGCAGACGUCACAACCGGCGGGUGGUGGUAAGGGCAGGGGCAGGGGCCUGGGCGCGCCGGCUGGGGUUUCGGCCGACACGGCUGGGCGCGCUGGUGGGGGUGCGGGCAGUGAGGCGGAGUACGGGGCCGUUUGCCUGACCCGGGACACGUGUGUUGCCAUCGGCUCUGACCUCGUGACGCACCAGAACCGCUGCGCAGAUGUGCAGGGGUAUGAGUGGGCGCAGCUUGGCCGCGACACGCUUGGUGGCCGCCUCCUCGCCUACCUCCAUGACCAGGGCGCCACCGUACCGGACUGGGCCGUCUGCCGUGUGCCGGCCGGCCGUACCGCCGUCCUGGCGCAGCUGCGCGACGAGUUCACUGGCUGGUGGCGCCUAUACUCAGCCCAGCCUGCCGACACGCCCCUGCCUUCCGACGUGACGGAGCAGCUGGAUGACGCCGCGCAGCAGGUGCAGACGGCCUACAUGGACUACGUGCUCCUAGACGCCCGCACCCUGCGGUCUGCUAAGCGUGGGCCGGCGGACCCCGGUGGGGCCGGGGGGCCCAGCCGCCGGCAACGCCAGCACCGCAGCCGCAGUACCUCCAGCCUCAUGAGCCUGGGCAGCGCUCCAUUGCGCCCCGGCGGCGCCAGCUCAGGCGCCGCUAGCAUGAGCACCAGCAGCGGCGGCGCGCCCCCCAGCCAGGGUGGCGCCCGCCGCGGCAAACGCCACAGCAGCAACAGCAACCGCAACCGCCACGGCGCUGCCGUGGCCGUGAAUGUCAACGGCCUGGGCUCGCCGCUCAAGGCGCGGGCGCUGGUCUCGCACCUGCAGCAAGUUGGGGCGGAUGUGGCGAUGGUGCAGGAGACCCACGCUACUGACACGACGGCGCUGGAGUCUUGCCUUCGUGCUGCGCAGGGGGCGUGCCUUCCGUGGCGCCACUGCCUCGCUGCCAGCCCGGCAGCGUCGCCCCACUCCUGUGGGGCGGCUAUCCUGGCGCGGAGUCGGCUGUCCCUUCCAGGCUGCGUACUGCAGCCGCCGUCAACGGAUGCGGCGGGCCGUGUGGUAUGUUGGGAUUGGGACGUGGGUCACCUGCGCCUGCGCUUUGUGUGUGUGUAUGCGCCCACGGCCGUGGCGGACAAGCCUGCUUUCUUUGCCGGGCUGCAUCCCCACCUGGCCACGGACAGGGUGCUUGUUGUCGGUGGGGACUGGAACUGUGUCACCGAUGCCAGUCAGGAGGCGGCCCCUAGCCCGUCACGUGCUGCAGGUGCCCCGCAACUUGCCAGCCUCCUCGCCCAGUUCAGUCUGGUGGACCCCUGGGCGAGCAAGCGUGGCGGCGCCAAGGGCUACACGCAUCCGGCCACGCCCAAGCCGGCCACUCCCGCACGCCUGGAUCGGUGGUAUGUCAGUGCCACCGCGGCGCCGUGGGUGGUGGAUGUCGCUCGCACGUAUGGGGCGCCUGGGGACCACAACGGUGUGCUGCUCACCCUGUCCUUGCCCGACCUGCCACAUGCGCACCGGGAGCAGUGGCGCUUCCCCACAUACCUGCUGUUUCACCCCUCGCUGCGUUUGGAGCUCGAGCAGCGCUUGGAGGCGCACGUUGCCGCAAAUCCCGUUGCCAGUACAGGUGACGGCGCUUGCACGCAAUGGGAGGCGGACAAGUUCUUCUUGCGGGAGGCCGCCACCAGCAUCCACCGUCGGCAUGCACGCCAGACCCGGGAUGGGCUGCAUGGCGUGGUGCUGGCCGCAGACGCGGCCGCUGCCCUGGUCCGCCAGGAGCGGGCAGCUGCCGCAGCGGCCAGCCACAAUGCCCGCGCUGCACUGAUGGAGGAGCAUGGGGAGCGGGGCACUCGCUGGUUCCAUCGGCAGGCUGACGAGCCAGCAGCCGGCGCGCAGGAGCCCAUCACGCACUUGAAGGUGCCGGGGCAACCGGCGCCUGUGGCGCUCACGGGGCCGGGCACGCGCAACACUGUCUUCGCAGCCGCCGCAGCCAUGUACAGCAGCACCAGCCCCACCGGCCUGUUCCGCGUGCAGCCGGUCUGUACGGCGUCGCAGCAACAGCUUCUGGCGGCCAUUGACCGCAAGGUUCCGGCGGAUCUGCAGGCCGCCGCAGAGGGGUCCGGUGACGGCGCCCUCAGUGAUGCCGAGCUGAUGGCAGCGCUGGCUGGCUCCGCCAAUGGUAAAGCACCUGGGUCGGACGGGGUCCCGUACGAGGUGUACAAGGUUUUCUGGGCGCUGCUGGGUCCGCGCUUGUGUGCUGCUGCUGCCGCUGCCUUUGCUGCUGCUGCAGACACCCACGAUGGCGGCGAAAUGGCGGCGGCGCUGCCUGCCUCCUGGCGGGAGGGCAUCAUUACGCUCAUCUACAAGGGCAAAAGCCUGGACCGCGCCGAGCUGGCGUCCUACCGGCCCAUCACGCUGCUCAACUGCGACUUCAAGAUGGUGUCCAAGGCCGUCAGCGCCCGCCUGCAGCCCGCCCUGGAUGCAGUUGUGGAUGAGCUGCAGACCGCGUUCAUCACCGGCCGCUGGAUUGGAGACAACGCGCUGUACCUCCAAGGCCUGAUCGAAUGGAUGCGCCUGGACGUGGGCGCGGACGGCGCGCCACGGCAGGGUGGUGCGCUGUACUUCUUGGAUAUUGAAAAGGCGUAUGACCGGGUGCACCGGCAGUGGCUGUAUGCGUCCGCGGAGGGACUUGGGUUUGGGCCGCGCAUGCUGCGCUGGAUCCGCCUGAUCACUGCCAACGGCUCUGCCCGCGUGUGUGUGAACGGGAUGCUCUCUGACGCCUUCCCAGUGCUGAACGGCUUGCCGCAGGGCAGCACCGCCUCACCACCCCUGUGGGUCAUCCAGAUGCAGCCACUGACAUCCUUUCUGCGGCGGCAGGUGGAGCAAGGGGCACUGCGCACGCCCCUGUUACCCAGCGGCGAGCAGGCGCCACCUGCUGCCCACCACGCUGACGACACGACCCUCACGGCGCGCGACCCGGCGGUGGACGGGCCGGUCCUGAUGGCGGCAGUACAGCUGUUCUGCCGCGCGUCCAACGCCCGUGUCCAUCCGGACAAGAGCAAGGCCAUGGGCCUUGGCAGGUUUGCGCACCUGACGGGCCCUUGCCCACACACGGGGGUGCCGUUUACCACUGGCGCCGUGACGCACCUAGGUGUGCCCCUGUCGUGGGACUCGGAUGCGGCUGCAGCUGACUUGUACACCCGGCGGGCUCGCGGCAUGGCGUUUGUGGCGCGUCUGUGGGCUGCCCUGUCUCUGACUCUCGUUGGCCGUGUGCACAUUGCGAAGCAGGUGCUGGCGGCGAAGCUGGCCUACCACUUCAGCUUCCUCAACCCGUCGCCUGCGCAGCUGAAGGAACUCACCGACGUGGUGGACCACUUUGCUGCGCGCUCCAUGCACGCUGAGGACGCCAGCCUGGUGUCGCACGGGAACCCGCUCCUGCUGCCCAAGCGGGAAACGGCCUGUCUGCCGUACAAGGAUGGGGGUGUCAACCACGUCGACCUGCCUGCGUUCCUGUCUGCCCUGCAAGCUAAGACUUUCGCCCUCCUUGCCCAGCCAGGCCGGCAACCAUGGAAGACGCUCACCCGGGCGCUGCUUACCCAUGUGCGCCCGGACUCCGCCACCACGUGGGCGUGGGUGUACAGCGACGCGCCGGCGCCAGCGGGGCUGCCUGCCCGGCUGGCGGCCGCGGUCGGCCACGUGCGGAGCGCGGGUGUGGAACAGCAUCCGCCGCAGCCAGCCACUCAGCCGCCAGCGGCGCCGCCACAGUGGCGGGUUAGCCUGGACCAGCUGUGGGUGGCUAACGCUGCGGGGGCUGUGUCCUACGUCCACUACACGGGGCGGCUCUUGGAGCCUGGGCCUGGUGUGCUGCCCCCGGCAGUGGAUGGGGCGUGGCAGCCUGCCUGUGUGCUGCAGCAUCGCAAGCCGCGGCACCUGUGGACCUUUGAAGAGCGGGCGGCGUACGAUGCAGCAUCACCAGGGGAACGGGCAGGGGCGUGGCCUCGGGCGCCGUACUUCCUGGCGCCGGAAGCUGGGGUGGUGGUGCACCCGGAGCACUGCCGGAUUGCGGGUGUCAGCUUGGCGGACUACACGGUGCGGGACGUGCGGCGGGCCAUCACCGCGGCUAACCCGGCCGCACCUCCGACUCCGGCCCGCCCCGCAGCCAUGCCGUGCCCGGCGCCAGCACAGCAGGCGGGGGGUUCGGGGACCCAGCCGGCGGCACAGUCGCGGCUGGCGGAGCGGGAGGCGGAGUGGCAGCGUGCAGCGGCGCAGCUGACCACCACGGCGGCGCAGCACUUCCACAAUAACCCGGUGGCUCUGGACCCCUGGCUCCACCGCACCUCUGCGGCAGCCGGGCUGCAGAACACGCCGGCGAGAGAACUGCAGUCGUAUGCGUCCCCGUCCCAGCAGUCGGGUGAGGGGCCGCGGCGGUCCGCGCGGCUGCAGGAGCAGGCGGCGGGAGGGGCGGGACCUAGCACUGGGCCUGCCACGGCGGCGGCGGCAGCAGCGGCGGCAGUGGAGGGCGACCCUCGCAUGCCGCCCCCGGAUGCGUCCCUUCUGCGGGGUACGUGGCGGAGGCUGUGGGACAGCCACGCCAGUCGGGGGGCAAAGGUGCUGGUGUACCGGCUGCAACAUGCUUACCUGCCUUGCGGGCUGUACAGGGCGGGCAAGGGCAUUCGGCCACGGGUGACCACGGGGUGCGGGGGGUUGGGGGCGCACUGUCCUCACCCCGCCUGCGGGCCACCUGGCCCGCGGGCGUGGGCCAGCCUGACGCACAUCUUCCUGGAGUGUCCAGCUUAUGCGCAGGCGAGGACGUGGCUGCAGCAGCUGUGGGCCUGCGUUGCGCCCCAGGCAGCGGCGCCGCCAGUGACGGACGCGGGCUUCAUGCUGGGGGACCGCAUGGGUAUGUGGACCUCAGGCCCGCGGGGGGCGGGCGCACUGCUGUGGAGCACUUUGCGGGCCACCUUCUUGUACGCCGUCUGGUGUGCGUACUGGUCCCGUGAGCCUGCUAAGCAGACGUCGGAGCAUGUGGUUCGGGAGGUGGUCAGCGAGCUGCGCAGGGUGAUGCAGCUGCGUUUCACUGCUGCCACGCUAACCCCUGAGACCCUGUCGGCUCUGCCCACUCAGCUUCUCACCGCACAGCUCAAGGCGGCUAAGCUGGAGCACUUUGUUGCCAUCUGGACGGCGGGUGGCGCGCUUUGUGAAGUGGAGGAGGUUCAGGGUGGGUCACCGAAGUUGCACUUGCGGCUGACGCUUGCAUCCCCUGUGCAGGCCCCCUAGGUUUCCUUUUGGGCGGCGUUUCUUUCCAGGCGCUGGCGUGGCGUAUUAUCGUCAUCAGCUUAUCUGGCGCCCCAUGUGUCAUAGCUCUGGCUGGAGUGGCAGUGCCUGGGCGGCUGUGGGCCUUCCUGCACAGCGCGUCUUGCAGCGGGCUGGAGCCCGAUUAGUCAGCGCCACAU
This is a messenger RNA of Chlamydomonas reinhardtii, 7859 nucleotides long. RefSeq lists its product as uncharacterized. NCBI's taxonomy places the organism in Eukaryota, Viridiplantae, Chlorophyta, Chlorophyceae, Chlamydomonadales, Chlamydomonadaceae. The coding region runs from base 190 to 7683 and encodes 2497 amino acids. The record is from RefSeq and is a predicted model, not a curated record. The transcript is spliced from 5 exons. Gene Ontology annotation, molecular function: catalytic activity.